Molecule: messenger RNA, 3482 nt
Organism: Nannospalax galili (Upper Galilee mountains blind mole rat)
Lineage: Eukaryota; Metazoa; Chordata; Mammalia; Rodentia; Spalacidae
Gene: Fam219a
Product: family with sequence similarity 219 member A
Exons: 6
Coding region: 306-863 (185 amino acids)
Source: RefSeq, a predicted model, not a curated record
UGCCGAGUCACCGCAGUGGCUGAGCUGCUGUCAGGAGGCGGCCGCGGAGGAGGAGGCGAGGCAGGACCUGCGGCUCUGCUGGGCCACCGCGGCAAGCAGCGCUAGGCAACCCCACCGAGCUCCGCCGGCCCGGCCCGCCCGCGAGCCCUUCUCGCCUUGUGCGUCCUUUCACCCGCCUGUCCGCCCGACUUGUCCGGGGCGGCCUAGUCUGCACCACCUGCCGGGCUUCUGGGGCCGCCGCCCCGCGCGGUCCUGUCGGCGUCCCCGGCCGCGCCCGGCCCCUGGCCCGCUCGCCUGCCGGCACCAUGAUGGAGGAGAUCGACCGGUUCCAGGUGCCCACCGCGCACUCGGAGAUGCAGCCGCUGGACCCAGCCGCCGCCUCUAUCUCAGAUGGAGACUGUGAUGCCCGGGAGGGUGAGUCAGUAGCCAUGAAUUACAAACCAUCCCCGCUCCAAGUGAAGUUGGAGAAGCAGCGGGAGCUGGCCCGAAAGGGUUCCCUGAAGAAUGGCAGCAUGGGUAGCCCUGUCAACCAGCAGCCCAAGAAGAACAAUGUCAUGGCCCGGACGAGGCUGGUCGUCCCUAAUAAAGGCUACUCCUCGCUUGACCAGAGCCCAGAUGAGAAACCACUAGUGGCUCUCGACACAGACAGCGAUGAUGACUUUGACAUGUCCAGAUACUCCUCCUCUGGCUACUCCUCUGCUGAGCAGAUCAACCAAGAUUUGAACAUCCAGCUGCUGAAGGACGGCUACCGGUUAGACGAGAUCCCCGACGACGAGGACCUAGAUCUCAUCCCUCCCAAGUCCGUGAACCCCACCUGCAUGUGCUGCCAGGCCACGUCCUCCACCGCCUGCCACAUUCAGUAGCGGGCGGGGCCGCCGCGGCGCACGGGGCGGGGCCGACUUGGCCGGUUGGACGCAGGCGGAGGCGACCCCUCCCCAGCUCGUCCACCUGCCCCCAGCCCCUCGCCCCCUACAGCCGCCAACCUCGUAACAGUCAUUGCUUCCUCCUAUGGUAGGACGUGUACCUCUGUGUGUUCAUGGAGCCGGAGAAACCAAAACCGGGUCUCUUUCCACCCCGGGGGCUGAGGAAGGGUGGGCACUGUUCAGUUUCUUGGGGAGGACCACACCCAGGCAUCCUGCCACCCCUCCCCAAAGCUGCAGUCAAAGAGGCCAACUUCCCAGUUAAAGUAGCUGGGGAAAGGGAUCACAAAGCCCAGGGGCCCCAGCCAAUGAAGCCGUGACUCCCCCAGCCCCCAGCCUGGCAAAGAAGGAAGGGGGUUUGGAGGAGGAAAGGCCCAAGGUAGUGGGGCAGGUCUCAACACCUCAGGGCCCACUCCACAUGCCCCCUGCCAGCUCAUAUACCUGUUUGUGUUUUCCCCCCACCUCCAGAUGGGAAGCCUGGCAAAGCUGCCCAAAGGAAUAUUAUCCCUCCAUUAGAUCACUGCCUUCUUCCUCCAUUUGUCGCUCCCCUGCUUCCUUUAGUUCUGGGGGUUGGGGAGGACAAGAUGGGGCUUUAGAGAGAAGCUAGGGUUUAGGAUGGUAUGAGCUGUUCUCACUGGCUUCUAACCCAUGUAUGUGUCUCUCUGCCCCCAUCUCGCCACCCCCAAUGCUUCUGUUUAUUGGUUCCAGGCUGGAAGCAAGAGAUAAAGCUUGCCUCUAGUGCCCCAUAUUCCCACCUCACCCUAGCCCAAGGUCCAGGAGGUUGGCUUCUGGAAAGCUCUUCAAGAGCAAGCCUAAUAGAACACGGUGCACUGAAUGGCUGCAUGCAUGUGGUAGGGAGUGCUUGCAGACUGUGUGUGUGUGUGUGUGUGUGUGUGUGUGUGUGUGUGUGUGUGUGUGUGUGGCAUGUGUCUACAUCUCUGUGUUGGACCUGACUGUUCAGGCAUUUAUUCCUGAGGUCAACAUGUUGUCCAUGAUAGAGAUAGGCUAGAGAUAGGCUGUGGUCUGUUUACCGCAUAAGAGGCUGCUCAGCAGUGCAGUGGACUGAGGGCCCAGCAUGGCAGUCUCUUCCUGUGCUCUUCAGUAAUCCUUGGGCUUUUCCAGGCCUUCAGUUUCCCAACUGGAAAAUAAAGAACAACUGACUUUAUUCAUAAGGUCCAUUAUUCAUACCUGAAGGAAUUUCUUCAUAAGAACUUCUGCAGAGGGUUAUGAAGAGAUCUCUAUCUUUGAGCGCACCUAGGGGGCUCCUUGAGGUGUCUGCAUCUGUGCAGACAGGAGAAAUAUACAUGGACCUGUUGGAAAAGAGGCGUGUGUCUGUGAGUGUGUGUGUGAAGAUGUCUACUUCAGGGAGCUGCACUGUGUGACUGAGAGAAUAUGUAUAUAGCUUCUGCUAUUGUUGCUGGUCUGGGGACAGGAAAGCUGAGGAUGCAACUCAAGGAGGAGGUAAAUUCAGCUCUCCCCUGGCUAGACAGUAUAAACCUGCCCCUGUGUGACAAAAACUGAAAGUACAGAGAGCUCAGACAGCUAGGCCCAUGCCCCACCAGCCUCCUCCCACAGGGCCAAAGUCUGAACUUCCCCAGUCCUCCAUGCUGACACCUCAUACAUGCUGGUGUAUUCACUGUCACAGAUACCACUCAUACUGCUCUCUGAACCCAGUCCUAGGAGGUGGGGGCUGGAAGUGGGAGUUGUGAGAGGAAGGAGUGAGGCUUCUGACUUAGGAAGGGAAGCACCUCUCCCUACACCACACCCAGAAGCUUUCUCACUCCUAAGUGUUGGAGUAUAGCUUUCCACUCCCCACACCUCCAGACCUUCUUCACCUUUACCUCCUGUAGUGCAGAGAUCCUAAUUAAUGAGAAAUGCCAAAGGGAGGCAAGUCAGAGAAUACAUCUGCAAGGGCCCCAAGGCCCACCACGGCUCCCAUCUGAGUCCCUCUCUCCCACCCUGCAUAGCAUCCCCACCACCUAUCACCUGGGCUCCAGAGCUAGACCUCAUACUACCACCCCCACCCCCUGGGCUCCUUGACUCACCCUUUUGAACAUGGGUACCUCUUUUUAGACUGCUGUCUUUGCUGCUGACUUAUUAUGGGAUUCUGGCCCAUUAUUCAAUGUGUGUGGCCCUGAGAGCCAGGAAAACCUCCCUCCCUACAGGACAUACUAGUUCAUUAGCAAGCAAGGGCUUCAGACUGAGGCAGUACAUACACAGUGGGUAGAGAUAGGAAGCUGGCAGCCAGCAGCUUCUGUGCCCAAGGAGAGUGCAAGGUUCCCCCCUUCCCUGUCUAGGAGUUGAAAGGGAGGUGCCAAGGCCUUAGUGUGCCCCCUGCCCCCCUGCCCCUUGUAGAUACUGCCUUAACACUCCCCCCACCCUUGGCUGUGGCUGCCACCCAGCCAGGUUUCUCCGUGCUCACUAAUUUAUUUUAAGAAAGGUGUGUGGAAGACAUGAGCCGUGUAUAAUAUUUUUUUUUAACAUUUCCAUCGCAGUAUUGACCAUCAUCCUUGGUUGUGUAUCGUGUAACACAAAUAAUGAUAUUAAAAGCAUCAAACAAAC